UAAAUUGUCUACAGUGAAUCUUGCAUUUUAAGAAAAGCUUUUGAUAAAGCCAAGUUGAGUAAGGUUGAAACUUUCUUAAUAUGCAUAUUUCUUUCCAUCCAAUCAUUGCUUCCAUUUGGUUUUGGUAAAUGCAUUUAUCUUGUGAAGUUGUUUUAUUUGGUUUUGUUUGUUCCGUUCACCGUUGUCAUGUGGGAAGUUUGACACAUUCUUUUCGCACAAGUCCUUUUGUGGCUAGACCACAGAGGUCGUUUAUUGAAGGAAUUCGAAUAUGUCAAAGGAGAAGUCGUAGGAUAUUUAGGAAAAUUGCAAGAAUAGAACAUUCUGUUUUAUAUAUGAGCUCAGAAACAGAUUUAUAUGGUCAUGAUAGGAGAAAGAACAAGUCCCAUGUACGUUCUAAGCCAUUUGCAACACAUUCAACAGCCGAAGAUGGCUUUGUUUUGGAAGAGGAAGAAGAGUGUGUCGAAGAUGCCGAGAGUUCAAGUAGUUCACGUCUUCCUGGUUGGUCUUUGCCUUUGUUUAUAAUAUACGUUUCUCAUUCUUUGUGUGCUUAUGCAGUAUUGCUAUUAGACAGACCAGUUCGUAUUGAUCAGAAAAGGAGAUUCAGUUGGAACGAUUUCUUUCUGGUGUUGGUGUUAAUAGCUGUUGUGUACGCAGUUGUAUCGACUUUUUCUCACGUAUUUACUGGAAUAUCUCCAUCGGAACUUGCCAUAAGCACAAAUCCAAAAUCUCUGCCUUGGCAAGUAUUCUUGUUUUGUACUCUUCUAUCAUUAGGGUUUACUUACUUGUUAAAUAGGUAUGCUUUGCAGAGUACUCUUCGCAUUUCUUUAGCAUAUAUUGUUUCACUUCUUUUUGCUCUUGUUUAUGCUUAUCUCGCCUACAAAGUAGAAUUUGCAGCACAGUUUCUAUUAUUGGUAUUGGAUAUCCUUCAAUCAAUUCCUCUGUUAUCUUUCCUUCCAGGAGUUGUUCUUGGUAUAAUCUACAUUUUUCCUGGACAGAGAAUAGGCGAAGAGAUUGCUGCAAUAUUGUUAUUGUUUACUAGUAUGGCAUGGAAUAUUGUUUUUUGUUUCUAUCAAAGUCUUUGUGGCAUUCCGAAAGAUUUGAAUGAAGCAGCGGAAAUAUUUCGUUUGAAUCCUUGGAAACGUUUUUGGUUAUUAGAAUUGCCAUCAGGUGCUAUUUCUCUUGUCUGGAAUUCUAUCAUUUCAGUAGCUGGUGGCUGGUUCUUUUUAAUAAGUAUUGAAUCUUUUAUUUUGGGAAAUCAAGACUUUCGCAUUCCGGGUUUGGGAAGUUUCCUGGCUGUGGCUGCCAACGAAGGAAACUUUCGCUCUAUCUGGUUUGGUCUAGCAACCAUUAUUUUGGUUAUUGUUGUUCUUAAUUAUUUAAUUUGGUGGCCUCUGAUUGCGUGGACUGAGAAAUUCAGCUAUAGCUAUCAAAGGAAUGCAGAAAUAAGUCGAUCUUCUGUACUCAACUUUUUACAACGUUCAUCUUUAUUACGCAGCUUUCAUGACCGAUUCUUUGUACCUUUCUGGGAUUGGUUUGUGAACUUGCAGUUGAAACAAGUUGGAACAGAACCCUACAUGUCUUCCAAUGUAGUUGAGGUGGAUCGAUGGAAACGAAACCUUCUGAAGGUCAUUCCCUCUCUAUUCAUUGGAGCAUUUUGGAUAUUUACUAUUAUUGGCGUCUAUGCGGCUUCAAAUGUAUUGCGCAGUUUAAAUUUGCUUAUUUGGAAGAAGUUGUUUGUAGCAUCCUUGUUGACAUGUGCAAGAGUAGUUGCAGCCCUUGCAUUAUCGUUAGUAAUAACUGUUCCAGUAGGAGUCAUGAUUGGGCGGAAUCAAAGACUUUCUGCUUAUUUACAACCGAUAGUGCAAAUUGCUGCUUCAGUUCCAGCUACUGCAUUAUUUCCUUUUCUUGUAUUGGCACUUACUAGGAUUGGUGGAGGUUUAGAGAUGGGUUCUAUAGCCUUGAUGAUGUUGGGUACGAUGUGGUAUAUUUUAUUUAACGUUAUUGCUGGAGCACAAGCCAUUCCUUUUGAAUUCUUCGAAGUCGACCAAAUUUAUGGAAAAGGUGAUCGUUUUCUUAGAUGGAGAACUUUGAUUCUUCCGGGAAUUUUUCCUUAUCUAAUCACUGGUAUUGUGACUGCAGUUGGUGGAGCAUGGAACGCUUCGAUCGUAUCGGAAUAUGUAAAUUUUCAAGGAACACUUGUAAAGACUGAAGUACAGUAGUAAUGAGUGGUUUAGUAUUGUUGACGAA
Molecule: messenger RNA, 2247 nt
Organism: Galdieria sulphuraria
Lineage: Eukaryota; Rhodophyta; Bangiophyceae; Galdieriales; Galdieriaceae
Product: ABC transporter, sulfonate/nitrate/taurine transport, transmembrane
Exons: 3
Coding region: 129-2219 (696 amino acids)
Biological process (GO): transmembrane transport
Cellular component (GO): membrane
Source: RefSeq, a predicted model, not a curated record